AUGGUGGAGGUCUUAAUCACUGUAAUGAAUCCUCACACACUAUCAUCAUAUAAAAUCAUUGAAGAAGAUUAUACCACACCAGUCAUAGACACCAUCAACAUAACAAAUAUAAAAUUACCUUUUACAUUUCAUCGGACUGCUCAUCAAUCUCAUCAAGUUGAGAUGGCUUGCCAAAACACCAAGACAAAUCGCCGAUACAAAGAAAUGUGGUUCGUUCUCCUACAGCACAAGCUACGCCAUGAACUUGCUCUAUCUCCAAAUCUGUUUGGCAUACUCCACAAUGACACCAUUCAUUUCUGGGUAUCGACACCGGAAUACCAAUCGGGUGGUUCACUCUAUCCAAGUGCAUUCCGUCGUACCAUUGUCGGUAAUCUCGUUGUUAUUCCACUGAUUGUAACUGUUGUAUUUGCCGCCUACUGGGAAGUGUUGUUCCACUACAAGUCAAAGCACGGUGUACUAGAUGCCGACCAACAAGAUCUCAUUCGAUUCAAUCGCGACCACGAUUCCGGAGAAUCCAACUCUGGACAAUCGAUCGACCUUCAAAAAUCAAGCAUCCAAGAGGAUCUUCCACUCAGAAUCGACCAAACCGAAUUCUUUGACAAGUGUUACUCCUACCAAGAUUAA
Heterostelium album PN500 is the source of this 624-nucleotide messenger RNA. RefSeq lists its product as uncharacterized. NCBI's taxonomy places the organism in Eukaryota, Evosea, Eumycetozoa, Acytosteliales, Acytosteliaceae. The record is from RefSeq and is a predicted model, not a curated record. The coding region runs from base 1 to 624 and encodes 207 amino acids. The transcript has 3 exons.